Messenger RNA from Xyrauchen texanus (razorback sucker), 4258 nucleotides. Its product is annotated as sodium- and chloride-dependent transporter XTRP3-like. Lineage: Eukaryota; Metazoa; Chordata; Actinopteri; Cypriniformes; Catostomidae. The transcript has 11 exons. Gene Ontology annotation, biological process: sodium ion transmembrane transport. Gene Ontology annotation, molecular function: L-proline transmembrane transporter activity. The record is from RefSeq and is a predicted model, not a curated record. Gene Ontology annotation, cellular component: plasma membrane. Bases 57 to 1862 code for a protein of 601 amino acids.
CUGAACUCUAUUUUCUCUGUCGUCCUCUUGGGAUUUGUGACCGAAUCUGAGCCACCAUGUCCAAAGAAGCCCGUCCGUCCUGGGACAGUCCGAUGCAGUUUGUUCUGGCAUGUGUGUCUUAUGCAGUGGGACUUGGGAAUGUCUGGCGUUUUCCAUACCUCUGCCAAAUGCAUGGUGGAGGUGGAUUUAUGAUCCCGUAUCUGGUGAUGUUGAUUCUGGAGGGAAUUCCUCUGUUCUGUAUGGAGCUCGCCAUCGGGCAGAAGAUGCGUCUGGGCAGUAUCGGGGCGUGGACCGCCAUCAGCCCCUAUCUGGGUGGAUUAGGCAUUGCCAGUGUUGUGACUUCAAUGUAUUUGUGUCUUUACUACAAUGUGAUAAACGCCUGGAGUUUCUGGUACCUCUUCCAUUCAUUUCAGUCUGUGUUGCCCUGGGCGGAGUGUCCCGUCAACAGCAAUCGGAGCGGAUAUCUGGAGGAAUGUGAGGUGGCUUCACCGACACAGUAUUUCUUCUACCGCGAGACCCUGAACAUCUCGUCUUCUAUAGAUGAGAACGGCAGCGUUCAUAUGGGUCAGGCACUUUGCCUCGUGCUCGCCUGGAUCAUCGUGUACCUGUCCAUCAUCAGAGGGGUCAAGUCAACAGGAGUGGUCGUGUAUUUUACUGCAACGUUUCCAUACGUUGUUCUGAUCAUUUAUCUGAUUCGUGGAGUCACUCUUCACGGGGCUUGGAAUGGAGUCAAGUACAUGUUUACACCCAAGCUGGAGCAGUUGGCGAACCCUCAGACGUGGAUCAACGCUGCCACACAGAUUUUCUUCUCUCUGGGUUUGGGUUUCGGCACGUUGAUCGCUUUUGCCAGUUACAACCAUUACAACAAUAACUUUGAGCGACAGGCCGUCACCGUGGCCCUCAUCAACAGUGGCACAUCAGUGUUCGCCAGCAUCGUGACCUUCGCCAUCUACGGCUUUAAAGCCACAUUCAACUAUGAAAGCUGUUUGGAAAGGAUGAGACUGUUGCUGCUCAACACAUUUGAUUUAUCCGAGGAUGUCAUCAGUGUUGAUAAUGUCACGGCUUGGAUCUCUCAUCUGAAUUACACAAACCCCGAGACGUUCGCAGCGAUCGCUUCAAAGAUAGAAGACUGCAGCCUGGAGGCAGAAUUAGACACGGCUGUUGAGGGCACCGGACUGGCGUUUAUCGUGUACAGUGAGGCGAUUAAGAACAUGCCUCUGUCUCAGUUGUGGUCUGUGCUGUACUUCAUCAUGUUACUGCUGUUAGGGAUGGGGAGCAUGCUGGGGAACAUCACGGCCAUCAUCACACCACUGGGCGACCUCAAGUUUCUGUCACGAAAGUUCAGCAACGAGACCAUUAACGGUCUGGUGUGUCUGCUGUGUUUGCUCCUGGGGUUCGGCUUCACCACCGGCUCAGGAAACUACUGGUUCACCAUCUUUAAUGAAUACGGAGCCACGUUUUCUCUGCUCUUCAUAGCGUUCUUUGAAGUUGUCAGUGUGUGCUACAUCUACGGACUGAAAAGGUUUGAGAAAGACAUUGAGGACAUGUUGGGCCAUCGACCAAACUGGUACUGGAAAAUCAUGUGGGCCGGAGUCAGUCCAGUCCUCCUCAUCAGUCUCUUCAUCUUCUACAUCAUUAACUACAUCCAGGGGGGAACACCGACUUACCAGGCCUGGGACAAACAUCUGGGUAAAUCUGUGGUGAUGGAGUACCCUGCGUACGGUCAGGCAUUCAUAGCUCUGCUGCUGCUGUCGUCUGUAAGCUGCGUCCCGCUGAUGGCGCUUUAUGCGUUCUGUAAGAAGAAACGGCGAGGAACAGCGAUCCGAGAAAACAUCGUCAGCACGGUGUCAUCCGCCAUUUGAGGAAAGACGCAAAAGACUGUUGAAAAAUAGACAGCUUCUCUCAACCUUGUAUGCAAGGCCGUAGAUUUGUCUUGAACACUGGGGGGGUUGUACUUGUUUGUUUUGAUUAUUGAGAGGGUACUUCCCCCCCCCCCCCCAUCCCCCCUGGAUUCUACACCCCUACUUGUAUGGGACAACACUGGCCACUGAUCACAAUAUUAUUUUUUAAGCAUUUAUCAGUCCCCGUUAUAUUUGUCACGUGGAUGAUAGAACGGGGAAAAAAGUCCAUAGACUUACAUUGGAGGCAGGGCCAGAACAUCUUAGCAACCACAUGGCAAUGCCCUGGCAACCACCCACAACAGGCUGGCAUCAUAGCGGUGAGAUUUGCCCAGGCAAACAUCCCACAUAUUUCCUUCAGAAACCCUGUCUAUUAUGGAUACUUAAAACUAUUUUGUAAAUAACUUUGUGUAUUUUAGUGCUAAAUUAAAUAUGUAAAAUCACAAUGUUUUGCAUGUAGAAGUUUAAAAUGAACAGUGAAUGUUGUGUUGUGACAGGAAGUGAUCGAUUAUAAGCCAGAAUCAUGAAAUGCAGGGAAAACAUUCAGUAUGUGUACAUUUAUAUACAUAUAUGGAAAAUAUAGUAUACAUACAUUAAAUUGCUCAAGGCUACAAUUCCUCUGCCCUUGAUUUUUGAUAUUUGUUCUUGUAUGCUUAGAUGGACUUGUAGUGAUAAUAUUGUGGAUAAUAAUUAGUAUAUUCUGUUAAUUCUGAAUAAAUACCUGUCGUUUACUCUAUGUGCCUAGAACUAAUCUUAUUUGUAAUACUGAUGUCCCCUUAUUGGGGGCAACUGUAGUCUUAUUUUGUUUGGUCUUGGCUAGCAUCAUGUUUAAAAGUUGUUUAACAAUAAUUGUCAAUUUCAAGUGUAUUUAAGCAGGUCAGAGGUGGUACCGGUAAAUUAAGCUAAGAGUGUACUGCCCCUUUAAGAGCCAAACAAAUCAGAAUGUUAAUGUUACAUUGUACAGUUACAUUGUUACAUCUGUUGUCCGACCAGAGAAAAUCUUCUUAAUUGCUCGGUUGCUUCACAACACCUUGUUUGUUCACUAAAACUAAUCUGGCGCGGCAUUUUGAGCCUGUUAUCUCCAUUUAAUUCGAGCUCUGUGGCACAUUCAAAGCAAACGUGUUCCAAAACUCCCCCAGGUUUAAAGGAGUCAUGUAGUACUCACCCUGUUGCUCCACACAUGUAAAACAGAACAUUAGGAAACUCAAGGACCCACGGACACCUGCACCAUAAUAAUGACUUUAAUAUCAAUAAUACACGUUUUUUACAUUCUCUGCCAAGCAGGUGUCAGACACAUGAAGAAUGGUCUGCAGUAUGACACAGAGGGAUAGAAUGAAGACUUCCUCACAAAAACCUCCCUCUCAUUUGCUCACACCAAACUUAAGGCAUCAUCCGAUUCCGACCUUCUCAGGGAGUCCUUGAAGAAGCAAUAAAAGCACUCGGAAAGGAAAGAGAGAGUAAUGGGUAAUAGAAAAAACAAACAUUUGGCACAUCGGUUCAGUGACAGGCCAUUUUCAUACAUGCACGAGUAGCACCCCGGUAACUACAAACACCCGCUCGCCUUUAGACGGUGAGACGCUGGUCCCAUAACAAGUUAGAGUUCAUUUCUGAUUUUACAUUUAAGAUUCUGUACACAGAAAGCACAAACAAAUCCUUUAAAUCAUUCAUAAUAAAAGCUCCCAAAUCACUGAUGGAAGACCGUGAUAUUGAAGGCAUUGAUGUGUCCAUUUAGCCAUUCACGAACCGUUCCAUCUUUGGUUCUGUCUCAAGUGUCACAAAUAAAUGCAAUGACAAACAGCUGCCAAAAAAAACAUGUACUUUUCUUAUUUUUGUCUUCUUGUUCUAGUAAAAAUAUUGAAAACAUCCUCAUCUGAAAUGAGCAGCGAUCGAUAAAAGGCAUCUCUUUCAUAUUAACCUGUCCUAACCGGCCGCUAUCGUACAGACCCCCUUACAGGAAAUGGAGGGAAUUUGUUUCCCCAAAAUAGUUUUGCGUUUCCUCGCAAUAGUUUUGCAUUUCCCAAAAUAGUUUUGCGUUUCCCAAAAUAGUUUUGCGUUUCCUCGCAAUAGUUUUGCGUUUCCCACAAUAGUUUUGCGUUUCCCGCAAUAGUUUUGCGUUUCCCAAAAUAGUUUUGCGUUUCCUCGCAAUAGUUUUGCGUUUCCCAAAAUAGUUUUGCGUUUCCUCGCAAUAGUUUUGCGUUUCCUCGCAAUAGUUUUGCGUUUCCCAAAAUAGUUUUGCGUUUCCCCGCAAUAGUUUUGCGUUUCCCAAAAUAGUUUUGCGUUUCCUCGCAAUAGUUUUGCGUUUCCCAAAAUAGUUUUGCGUUUCGCCGCAAUAGUUUUUGCGUUUCCCGCAAUAGUUUUGC